Messenger RNA from Saccostrea echinata, 5965 nucleotides. Its product is annotated as discoidin domain-containing receptor 2-like. Bases 536 to 3466 code for a protein of 976 amino acids. Gene Ontology annotation, biological process: multicellular organism development; protein phosphorylation; positive regulation of kinase activity. Gene Ontology annotation, molecular function: collagen binding; ATP binding; protein tyrosine kinase collagen receptor activity. Gene Ontology annotation, cellular component: signaling receptor complex. The record is from RefSeq and is a predicted model, not a curated record. The transcript has 13 exons. NCBI's taxonomy places the organism in Eukaryota, Metazoa, Mollusca, Bivalvia, Ostreida, Ostreidae.
CUUACCCCACAACAAACCUAACCUGAGGCCUCAACACUGUACACAAGGCUAACGGACCAUCCUACCACCCCCUCUGUCUGUGAAUGGAUUGAUCCCGAUUUCUCAUAAUGAACUAAAUAUCACUGUAUGUUGAUAGUAAGGGCAAUGGAAGCAUGCUGCUUUGUCAGGCUCUGGAGCCAUUGGGAUAUGACAGGAUCUGGACUGUAAUAAUUUAGGAAUAUUAAGAAUUUCCAUGUGGGUAUAGGACAAACCAUGCUUAAAUACCUAUCCUGACACAGUUUUUGAAUGGAUAUUGAUUUUAGUGUAUUUGAGGAAGCGCUUCUGACUGAUUAAAGGUGUUGGAUUAGGAGUGGACCACAUGGUUUUGUAAACAAAACACUUUAAUCUUAGUUGGAGAGGAGAGAAAAAGGCGGACCAUUGAUAAAAUAAAGAGGGAGAUUUUUUUGCAGUCAGUCUGACAUUCCAGUACAUGGGGUGCUAAACUUGUGUUUACAUCUUCUGGAACCUAAUGAAAACAUAAAAAAAUUCUUGAACCAUGGGGAACUCUCAGAAUUGGGUGAAAUUAAAAGUGAGUUGGGAGACUGGACAAUGGAUAAUUUGUCUGUUGUGGAUGGGAUUUUAUCAAGUUCAUGCUCUAGAACUCGGACAAUGCCAGAAGGCCCUGGGUAUGGAGAGUGGGGAGAUACCGGAUCAUGCCAUCACAGCCAGCUCCUCCUUCAAGGAGAGCUCUGUAGGACCAGAGAGUGCCAGAAUUAGGAAGGAGAGAAAAGGUGGUGCAUGGUGUCCCAAGGAGAUGAUUGAUAAAUUCUCUUAUGAGUAUCUACAGAUAGAUCUGGAUAAGCUGAUGGUCAUCACCAAAGUGGAAACACAAGGCCGAUUUGGAAAUGGUUUGGGACAAGAAUAUACAGAAGAGUUCCUCCUGGAAUACCAGCGAGAGGAUGAUGGGGAAUGGAUCCGCUUCAGAAACAGAAAAGCAGAAGAGCACUUUAAAGCCAACUAUAAUACCCACACAGCAGAGAUGAAUGAAGUGUCGCCUCCAAUCAUUGCCAAGCGGGUGCGCUUUAUACCCUAUAGUCAGACCCAGCGCACUGUCUGUAUGAGGGUAGAACUCUACGGCUGUACAUGGGAUGAUGGUGUUUUGUCCUACUCUAUGCCACAAGGACACAGACGGGGAAAACACAGUUCAGAUGAGUUGGCUUUCCUGGACUUUACUUAUGAUGGAAUCAUCAAGGACCAGCACUUGUAUAAUGGUAUUGGUCAGCUGAUGGAUGGAGAAGAGGGGCAGGCCAACUUUCGCAAUGAUAUACAGGCCCGAGGGAUCAAGGGUUAUGAAUGGGUGGGAUGGAAGACAGAAAAAUUUGAGGAUAGCACACCCAUUGAAAUUGUCUUCAAAUUUGAUGCUGUAAGAAACUUCACCCGACUUAACAUACACUGUAAUAACUUUUAUGAUAAGGAUGUGCGAAUCUUCAGAAUGGCACAUGUAUACUUCAGUGUGUCAGGAAUCUACUAUCAACCUAACUACAUUGAGUUCAAGUUUGAAAGGGAUUCCUGGAUGGAGUAUGCCCGCACUGUUCCCAUACCACUGGAGAACAGGGUGGGAAAGUAUGUGAAAGUGCAGCUGUUCUUUGACAGCAAAUGGAUGCUCAUCAGUGAAGUUUCUUUCAUAUCAGAAAUUACAAAGGCUAAUGUUACCAUGGAGUUACCACCUGUAACCCAUCCAAUGAAGACCACCAGAAUUCCUCCCAGUCACAAUGAUAUACCUGUAGACAAUGGUAUCAAUGUUCAGAUAGGCAAAGCAGGGUCAAAACAUGUGGAGGAUAGAUCUGUCCAGACCAAGGAAGCCACGACGGAGAACGACAUGAUCGGCAUCAUCGUGGGCACGCUGUCUGCUCUCAUUGUCACUCUGCUGGUCGUAGCAGUAAUUGUUAUUAUCCUGAUUCGCCACAAGAGAAGUAAACAGAACAACAACCGCCACUGUCUUAAACCUGUGGAACGGCACAUCGCACUGAAUAUGAACAGCAUCCGAAACAUGCAGAAUGGCAAGGUCUCCAAUGGCAACAUGUACAACAGUGUUGCUCAAGAUGAAUUGGAAUCUGAUCGGGAAAUCUGUAAUGGAGGAGAGAAACUAUGUAAGAGUCCAUCGUAUUGUGAGCCUCAGGACUCUUUGGUCGGGGGGCGGGACCUACCAGAUUUGCCCGGGUGUGCGGCAGGGAGUUCUGAUUCCAGAGACUAUGCUGUUCCAGAUGUGACAAAGUCUGCCUUGAUUGUGGCCCUACCCCCACACACUCAGACUCCAAUACGAGUGUCCCCUGCCAACAAUGGAACCCCUAUCAUGAUGACAAACUCCCUUUCAGAGAAGCCUCCUACCUACGAUGCUCUGUACGCUGCUGCUGACAUAGUUCAUGUAAAUGUACCCAACAUUCCCAAUCUACAGGGAGUAAGUGGGAACAAUGUAUACGCAGUACCUAAUGCAGAACUUCUGCUUACCUUAGAACAUGCUGUUGUCCAAUUCCCACGGGAAAAUCUGCAGUUUGUGGAUGUUCUUGGAGAGGGACAAUUUGGUGAGGUACAUUUGUGUGAGGCAGUGAAUGUUGAUGGUUAUAUAAGUGAUGAGUACUUUAUGAACAGAGCCAGUACACAUACACCCAAUGUCUUAGUGGCAGUCAAAAUGUUACGACGGAAUGCUGAUGAUAGAGCAAGAGCGGACUUUCACAAGGAGAUUAAGAUAAUGUCCCAGCUGAAGGAUCCAAACAUAGUCCGAGUUCUCGGGGUGUGUACUAGGGAGGAACCUCUUUGUAUGAUUGUAGAGUACAUGAAAUAUGGAGACCUCAAUCAAUUCCUGUUGGACCAUGUCCCAGAAAGUCCGGUAGCUCAGGCCACUAAUGCCAAAACACUCAGUUAUGGCUGUUUAGUCUACAUGGCAUCUCAAAUAGCAUCAGGAAUGAAAUACCUGGAGUCGUUAAAUAUGGUUCACCGAGAUCUUGCCACCAGGAAUUGUCUGGUUGGAACGAAUUACACAAUAAAGAUUUCUGAUUUUGGAAUGAGUCGUAGUCUUUACAGUGCAGAUUACUACAGAAUAGAGGGAAGAGCGGUACUACCAAUCCGAUGGAUGGCUUGGGAAAGCAUCUUAUUGGGAAAAUUCACCACGAAAUCUGAUGUAUGGUCAUUUGCUGUGACACUGUGGGAGAUUCUGACAUUUGCCAAGGACCAACCGUUUGACUCUUUGACUGACGAACAAGUGAUAGAAAAUGCUGGACAUUAUUACCGCAACGACAAUAAGGAGGUGUAUCUUUCAUUCCCUCCCAACUGUCCAAAGGAAAUAUUUGACUUAAUGGUGGAGUGUUGGAACAGAAAUGAGGCAUGUCGACCUACAUUCCGUGAAGUCCACAUGUUUCUUCAACGAAAGAACAUGGGAUACAAUCCAAAGGAUGAAAAAAUGAACCAAAUCAAGGUCCCCAUUUGCUGACUAUAUAGCAAUUAUAGACAGUUACAAUGAUUUGUUCUCUUGGUUCUGGAGAGUCCCCGUUAUGUUCAGUGGAUCCUCAUUGUACUGUGUGCUUAACAGUUCUAAGUGCUAAACUUGUGAUGUGUAGGACACAGAAGGAUAAAGGUCCUUUUAUGUUGAAUGCUAGUCAUGUUUUAUUCAUUUUAAUGAUGGAAGAAAAAAAUGAUGCUGGUGAAAUUUAUUCCAUGUCUUUGUGAUGGUGUUAGGAGAGUGAUUAAUACACACCAGUUCCAUGUAAUUGUGAUCAGUCAUGGAAGGACAAAUUUACAGGAAUGAAUGCUUGAUUCUCACACAUAUUUCUGGAUCCUCUCCUUUCACAAAGAACAUUUUCAAACACUUAUAUCAGACAACAGGUGCUACCACAAUGUUGUGACAUAUGUUGCCAUAGAAAUUGUGAUGAUUUAAACUCACAGAACUUGAUAAACAUUCUCUGAAUGAAAUCCUUUUAGUUUAUUAACAUACAUAUAUUUUGUGAUUGUUUUUCACAAUCUUAAUGAUUUCAACAAUCUAGAUUAUGUGCAAUGAAUCUUCAAUGAUUUUUGAAAUUGUCACCAUCAUACAAAUUAUUUGUGAUUUCAUUUUUUUUUACCCAUUAAUUAUAUCUUAUUCUUUAUCAGUAUAUAUUCCAUGCUGAAUACAUAUUUUUUUUUAAUUUUCACUUUCUUAUUCAGUGAGUUAGUGUUGUAAAUAGAACACUAAUGCCAUCAUAUGACCUCUAGACACACACCACCCAGUGUUGAGUAUUGUAACAUUUACUGAUGUCUCCCAAGUAUAUGUAUCUUCCAUAGAAACUUGAUAUUAUAUAACAGUGUACUCCACUUUAUUAGUAGAUGCACUGCAUCAAAUUGCAAAAAAAACUUUCAAACAUGUUUUGUUUUCUCUGGGGAUUUAUUGAUAUAUGUUUAUUUUCUGAAAUUGGCAAUUCAAAAUAGAUAGUACAAACCUACAUCACUAGGUAUAAGAUUGCAUCCAGUACAAACCUACAUCACUAGGUAUAAGAUUGCAUCCAAUACCAGGACAAAGCCUCCUCUAGGGGCACCUGUUAACUUUUCAUGCCCUCCAGUCUUGUUUCUAAAAAGUUUCUUCUUUAAAUUACCUAUGAAUAUUAAGAUAUUUUAUUAUGAACUUGUGAUGAUAAUCUUGUUAAAGUCUCUCUUUCUACAAAAUAUUUUGUAUCUCAUAUUGUAAAUAUUCUUCAUUAUAAAAUCCAUCUUUAUCUUGCCAUCAAAUUUAUCAGUUACAAUGUUGAAUUCAGACAGCUUUUUCCAAGCACCUGGUUACAGCUUUAAUCACUGAAUUUUCAGAUUUAUAAUCAAUGUUACAAAAUCUUAAGUUAAUUUUGCAUUCAUACAUAUGAAUAUGAUAUAAAUGGAGUGAUAAAAUGUUGAAUUUCAUAGAGUUUAAGAAUUACAGCUGUGUUGAUUGGCUAGUUAUCCCCCCUUUUAAUCAGUAUUUUACAGUUUUUACCAGAAAAUAGUUUACUAAAUUUGCUACGCAAAAAGCAUUAUUCAUCUUUGUAAUAUUGUUAAAAUUAGAUGUAUAUUUCACAUUUUUAUUAAUUUCAGACAAUCGUCUUAAAUAGCUUAAUAAUUUUGCUUAUGAUAUGGCAAAAGCCAUAUGUAGUUUCAUCUCAUCAAUUUUUUUCUUCAACAUUUUAUUCUUCAAUAUUAUUUAGAACUUUCAGUGACAAGACUUUAUUAUCAACAUAUCCUAAAUGUUGAACGAAAUAUCUUGCAGAGAUUCGAUCUUGGUUGUGAAUUAAAUUGCCCCUUUCUUAGUGAUGUUGUCGUCAUUAGAAACUAAAGUAAACCUUUGUGGGGCUUUAUUUUUAUAUGGCUACAGGUGUUGUCCGUGUGUCCCUUGUAUCAGCAUGAUUUGGCAAGGAGUGCCACACCAUGCCUCCUCAGUGUGCUAUAGCCAUUUGUUGGUUUUCAUCUCGGCCAUCUUGAUUUUAGAGCUUAGAAUUUUUUUCUGUUUUAAAAAAAUUAACCCGUUUGUAGUUGAUGAAUGAGUAAAAAUUGUCAUUUUGAUGAUUUCUUAAAAGCAUUACUUUUCCCAAGUACUUUUGAAGCAGUUUAUUUUUAGGAAUUUUUCUCAUCACUUUUCAGUCAUUCAUGUUUUCACAACUUAUAGCAGAUGGUGCUGUAUUUUUUAAUUUAUGUAAUGCUUCAUCAGUACUUUUGUUUUUGUUAUUUAUAUUUUAUCUUUUACUAAUGUAUACUUUGUGUUAAUAUAAGCUGUCAGUACUUUGUUUAGCAUUAUGCAGACAGGACACCAGUUUAAAGCAGUGACCAGUUUAAUUUUUAAUGACUGCCCUAAUUUGGUCGCUAUUGCAUUUCAUUUUUGUCAUUCCAUUCGGAGCUGUCGUCAUUGUUAUUAAAUCUUUUAUGUGCGAUGUAAAAGAAUGCAUUUGUUAAAGGAGUAGUUUGUAUUGUAUGUAAAUAAAACUACAAAAAACAA